AUGUUGAAUCGUGGAGAGUUGGUGGAUAAGGGUACACAGACGGAAGAAAGUUCCCCGGUGACAACCAGGAUGGAUGCCUCCACACAAGUCAGCGAAAGCCAACUCGACCGUCCAGGAUGGGAUCCCGGUGAGGGCGACACCCCGGAUGAUGACCGAGGUGAUACUUUUGUGGAUGUGCCUCCAGAAUGGACUACGGAGUUCGAGGAAGUCCAGGGCGGCGAAACGCCCGCAGAGGUACACCCUGAACAGGAUACUUCAGAAUCUUCCCCAGAACCAGCGUCCUGGACCCCACUCGAGAAGUUGGAGAUGUAUUACGAACGCUGUAUGAGGGUUAGCGCGGAUAACCUGGACUUGGAGCCAGGAGUGUACAUACACGAAGAGAGCGAGAUGCUGGCACAAUUACGGGACCAGUUGGUCAUGCUGCCAGAACUGAGCGAAUUGCAUCCAGAAUGCGACAUUGAUCAGGCCGAUGUAGGAGUUCCAGAUGCCAAACCUAUCGCGUUGCGCCCAAGGUCAAUUGGACCGCACGUGGCAGUCAAGGUAUAUGAGCUCCUCAAGAAAUUGCUCGAGAACAAUCUGAUUGAACAUUCCGAAUCGCAAUGGGUAUCUCCGAUCGUGAUCGUACUCACGAAAAAUGGGGUGGACAUCAGGAUUUAUCCGCUACCUCUCAUCGACGACCUGUUAGUUGGUUUUGAGAAAGCACUCUGGUUCAUGAGCCUGGAUAUGGCCAGCGGCUUCUGGCAUAUCAAGAUGACUGAAAGAGCCAAGUUGAUUUCCGCCUUCGUUUGUCCGUUUGGGCAUUUUCAGUGGAUCCGGAUGCCAUUUGGUCUGAAAAACGCACCCCUGAUCUACCAGCAAGUGAUCAAUAACUGCCUACCAGGAAGUUUUGGAUUAUCUGAAUCUGGAACCCAGGAUAAUGGACCUCCAGGAUGUGGCACUCCAGGAUGCAGCGGUUGUGAGGACGACCAUGCUUCGCGGUUGUUGCCGACCCUGGUGGACCAAAUGACAGUGUUCAAAAGGAACAUCCCUGCCCCAACCCAGAUGUCACCUGUUCUAGGGCACAGCUCUUAUAUCAACGAUAUCGCGCAUGGCGCACCAACUUGGGAUGCAUUGUGUGCUGACUUGGAUGCUCUGCUAUAUAGACUUCGGUAUUGGAAUAUAUCCGUAAGUCUGCCGAAGAGCGAGUUCGAGAAACUAUCCAUUCCGUACCUGUCACACGAGAUUAGCGCUGAAGGAAUCAGGGCGACACCGAAGAUCGCUAAGGGAGUCCAGGAUUUACCGUUCCCAACUACCCUGAAGGGACCUGAAUUAUAUCAUAACUUCAUCGAGGACUAUCCCGUGGUUGCAGCCUCCCUGUAUGAGCUCUCAGACGACCAAGUGCGUUCAGGGCGAGAUCUCUCCAGGGCAAAACAGGCGUUCGAAAUCCUAAAACACAAGAUCAUAUCGACCCCAGGGCACCCUGACAGGACCAAACGGUUUGUCAUUAUACCCCAUGCAAAUCAAUGGGCUGCCUGUGCGGUCCUGGGUCAAGAACGUGAUGGUUUGAUCCAGCCA
Molecule: messenger RNA, 1554 nt
Organism: Phytophthora megakarya
Lineage: Eukaryota; Oomycota; Peronosporomycetes; Peronosporales; Peronosporaceae
Source: the annotation of a GenBank genome assembly